CUCAGCCGCCCUUCCUAUAGUUAGAACAGACGGGGAUCAGGGAGCAGAGGAACCGGAGUCCAUCUUUAAACACAACAGCGAAUCCCCGUCACCUCCUCAGUACCCCUGACCCAGCAGGACUACCCCUUCACCUCUCAGGACCCAGACCCCAGGAGGACUACACCAUGGUCGUCGUCACCGCGGGGCCCGGAGCCUCACACAAAGUGCUCCUGAUAGCAGGGAAGAGGACCGGGUCUUCCGGGUGGUGCUUCAGCCGGCCGCUGUCCGCCGUGCUGCCGCCGUCCGCCCCCUCGAGUCCCGCGUCGUCCGACUCGGACUCCCCAUCGGUAGGUGGAGGUGGACCGCCGAUGAGGAAGAGACAGCGGCUCACACACCUCAGCCCGGAGGAGAAGGCACUGCGCAGGAAACUCAAGAACCGAGUCGCAGCACAAACCGCUAGAGACAGAAAAAAAGCCAAAAUGGGGGAACUGGAACAACAAGUCUUGGAGUUGGAGCUGGAGAAUCACAAACUUCACAUUGAGAACGGGCUGCUGAGGGAGAAGAGCAGCGGCCUGGUAACCGAGAACGAGGAGCUGAGACAGCGGCUCGGCUUGAACGCCCUCGAGACGAAAGAGAGCGUCCAGGUCGUGGUCCAGGGGUCCGGUGGGGACGAGGCAGGUUUAGGGGUCGGGUCUUCUGAGUCCGCAGCACUCAGGCUAUGUGUGUCCGCAGCAGGUGCAGGCCCAGUACCCUCUAAACCUGAAGACUUCCCAAUGGUUCCAGAUGGUCCUGACGCUUCAGACAAUGAGUCUGAUCUCCUCCUGGGCAUUCUGGACAUCCUUGACCCAGAGCUGUUCCUUAAGUCUUGUGAGCAGGAGUGUGCAGAGCCGCAGGUGUUGCUGGUCGGCCGGGGGCACCCACUACCGGCCGCCCCACCUGCAGCUCUGGGGGCCGCACCAGUUAAGUUGGAGGCCCUUAAUGAACUGAUCCACUUUGACCACAUCUACACCAAGCCCGUGGAUGUGGAGGAGUGCGACGGGCAGCACAGCGGCCACACGGAGAGCGACACCGAGGUGAAGAUGGAGGCGCCGGUCUACCGCGCCUCCAGCUACGAAGACGACGCCGCCACCGACGCGGACGACGAGGUUGAGCUGGAGACGGAAACGGUCUACGUCAAGGACGAGCCCCAGGAGGAGGCCAUCCCCCGGGGCCGGCCCACGGACGACUUCCUCUCGGCGGCGGCGCUGGGCGGCCUGGACAAAGAGGCCUACCUGGCGGACGCCUACAGCGACUCUGGAUACGAGCGGUCCCCCUCCCCCAUCAGCGACAUGUCAUCCUCCCCCCUGUGCUCCGAGAGCUCCUGGGAAGACGUCUUCGCCAACGAACUGUUCCCCCAGCUCUUCAGUGUCUGAAGCCCAAGCCAAAACCCUGUUGAACCCAGCCUGGUUGCUCACCUAGCGGCCAUCUUGGUUCUUAAAGCUCACUUGGGUUUGGGGGUACUGAAUGUGUGAAGUGUUCAGUCGCCUCCCCCCCCCACUACCAACGAGCAUUUAGAAACAAGGUGGAAAUAAGAUGGCCGCGAGGUGGAUGAAUAGGGCCUGUAAGAUGACUUGUGGUGUAGCAGAACCAGGUGUCGGCCAUAAACGCAUUUUAAUCAUUUAAAGCACCCUCUUAAAGUUAGAAGUAAAUCAGAGUAAUCCUUUUUUACAACAGCAGGUCUGUACAUUUGGCGUUGCUGACUUAUGUCAGAUUUGAGUUCUCGGGUUACAUGGCAUCUCCAAAUGCUAUUGUGGCUCCAGAUGGCCAAAUCGUCCUAUAAUGAAGGGUGGUUUGAGCUCCAGUAUUUCAGUUGAUGUGUCUAUAGGGGACGGGGACUGAUCAUAUAAAUACAAAUCUUAUUUAUUUGUGUAUCAUUUUCAGAGUCUUUGUAUGUAAUUCGUUGGCAUGUAAAAAUGCAUUCUUUAAUUUUAUCGCUCUCCAUGUAGUCUAAUUACUGCAUUAAAGCUUUGCAUUCAA
Molecule: messenger RNA, 1995 nt
Organism: Gadus morhua (Atlantic cod)
Lineage: Eukaryota; Metazoa; Chordata; Actinopteri; Gadiformes; Gadidae
Gene: xbp1
Product: X-box binding protein 1
Biological process (GO): regulation of DNA-templated transcription
Cellular component (GO): nucleus
Molecular function (GO): RNA polymerase II transcription regulatory region sequence-specific DNA binding; DNA-binding transcription factor activity, RNA polymerase II-specific
Source: RefSeq, a predicted model, not a curated record